UGAUAAUUUGUCGGAACGAAUUAAAAGGAAAGACCAUCGCGUUUUGAAGUUCCUCAAGGGAACAAAGGAAGCAAAAGCAAUGGCUUCCGAUUUCUGGACUUCAUCGCAGUACAAACAGCUUAUGGACCCAGAAGAGGUUGAUGUUAUUCAUCCUCUGGAUAGAGAGAGAGGAAUCACCGUCGAAGAUUUCAAGCUGAUUAAGCUUCACAUGUCCAAUUAUAUAGCGAAAUUGGCGCAACACAUCAAGAUCAGACAAAGAGUUGUAGCUACUGCUAUAACAUACAUGAGACGCGUCUACACAAGGAAGAGCCUGACAGAAUAUGAGCCUCGUCUUGUUGCACCCACAUGCUUGUACUUAGCGUCUAAAGCCGAGGAGACCGUUGUCCAUGCCAAACUUCUUGUAUUCUACAUAAGAAAAUUAUAUGCUGAUGAUAAGUACAGGUAUGAGAUUAAAGAUAUAUUAGAAAUGGAGAUGAAAAUACUGGAGGCAUUGAACUUCUACUUGAUUGUAUUCCACCCUUAUCGAUCUCUGCCUCAGUUCUUGCAAGAUGCGGGAAUCAACGACACUAGUAUGACCCAUUUAUCUUGGGGACUCGUGAACGAUACGUAUAGGAUGGACCUCAUCCUUAUACAUCCACCGUACUUAAUUGCCCUGGCUUGCGUUUACGUUGCUUCUGUAUACAAAGAGAAAGACCUAAGGUCAUGGUUUGAAGAGCUUUGCGUAGACAUUAACUUGGUGAAGAACAUCGCGAUGGAGAUACUAGAUUUCUACGAAAACCACAGAACGAUCACGGAAGAGAGGGUCCAUGCUGCAUUCAGCAAACUCACGACAAAACCCUAGAGAUUUGCUGGUUGGUAAAUUCGAAAUCAGUUCCCAGUCAAAUGUCUUCAUGCAAGAAUGAUCGGCGACCGUCUGAAAAAAAAACUCAGGUGAGAACAGAAACUCCUCAACUCUGCUCUGUUUUGUCUCUUUUGGGAAGAUGUAUUUGCAAUAAAUUACAGUUUUUUUUUCUUCCUGUUUAUUGUAAAUUAGUGUUUUUUUUUUGUUGGCGCCGAACAAGUUGGAAAAUUUUGUCUUAACCAAGACUGUCGUUUUAAAACGAAGUCAGGAUUCCCUCUAAACCA
Tarenaya hassleriana is the source of this 1125-nucleotide messenger RNA. RefSeq names its product cyclin-C1-2. NCBI's taxonomy places the organism in Eukaryota, Viridiplantae, Streptophyta, Magnoliopsida, Brassicales, Cleomaceae. Gene Ontology annotation, molecular function: cyclin-dependent protein serine/threonine kinase regulator activity. Bases 80 to 841 code for a protein of 253 amino acids. The transcript is spliced from 9 exons. Gene Ontology annotation, cellular component: mediator complex; nucleus. The record is from RefSeq and is a predicted model, not a curated record. Gene Ontology annotation, biological process: positive regulation of transcription by RNA polymerase II.